Hemiscyllium ocellatum (epaulette shark) is the source of this 555-nucleotide messenger RNA. It is a transcript of the gene dynlt2b, whose product is annotated as dynein light chain Tctex-type 2B. Gene Ontology annotation, biological process: microtubule-based movement. Lineage: Eukaryota; Metazoa; Chordata; Chondrichthyes; Orectolobiformes; Hemiscylliidae. The transcript has 5 exons. Gene Ontology annotation, molecular function: dynein intermediate chain binding. The record is from RefSeq and is a predicted model, not a curated record. The coding region runs from base 45 to 404 and encodes 119 amino acids. Gene Ontology annotation, cellular component: cytoplasm; cytoplasmic dynein complex.
GGGGCGGAAAUGCCUGUUGCUGGGGCGACCGGGCCUGCGGUGAGAUGUCGGAGAACACCUAUAGCAUCAGGCCGGCUUUUCAGCACAGGUUCAAGACAGCUGUUGUCAAAGGGAAGAUCAAUAAUGUGCUGAAGGAAGAGUUAUCAAACAAGGCUUAUAAUCCAGAGGAAGUUCCUUUCAUGACUAGGAAGAUUGCAGAGGCUAUAAAGACUCAAGUAAAAGAAUGCGCAUUCGAGCGUUACAAACUGGUGGUUCAGGUCGUUAUUGGAGAGCAGCGAGGUGAAGGAGUGAAAAUGGCUGCACGGUGCUUCUGGGAUGCUGACACAGAUAACUUUGCACAGGACGUAUAUAUGAAUGACAGCCUGUUCUGUGUUGCUGCUGCCUUUGGCUGCUACUACUAUUAGCAAACUUGAAGGAUCUGUCUGGAGCCAGCGUUUUUAAUAACAAUGUCUUUAUUUGAAUAAUUUAAAGUUCUGGAUGACAGAUUUUAUAACAGAGUGCUUCAUAAUGUAAUGGAUUGUGCUAAGAAUAAAUACAUGUAGUGGUUUUGUUAAA